AUGGCAAGAACCGGAAGCCGGACCGGACUCGAGGCUGUAUGGAUAUGGCCGGGAAGGUCAUCGGUCGAGGGUAUAAAGGUCAAAUACGUUAUCACCGGCCAAGGACAGAUUGGCGAAUUGGGUGAAAUAAGAAACGGAAGCUUGCAUAUGAACAUUAUGGCGAUGCAAGGUGGGUACACAAUUUCAGCUCUUAACGGCGCCAAUGAUGGGCAGAAUCAGGGACUCUUUCAACCUGCAUCUGAGCAGCUAGUCAAAUUCAUCGCCGAAGCGACGCAAAGACCGCCGACUGCUAUACCUGAAGAUGCAUCAAACGAGCCGCAAGAAGUCGCAAGGGCUAAUGAACGUGACGAGGCACGACCACAGCUACGUUCCGAUGACAGCUUUAUGAAUAGGCCUGCGGCUAUUGGUAGGACGUUGCCAGGUGCCUCCGUAUCUGGUAGAUUCAUCUCGAAAGGUACAAACCCUGCUGGCCCAUCAAGCAGACUGCAAAACAGCACUAAUCAAUGCCCCGACAAGCCCAAUAUGGCACAUCGACUUUGGCAACAACUCAAUAUCCUGCGUGCUCUGAAGCAAAGAGGUAGGAACAGGGGUCGGAGGGAGGAUGCCACAAAUGUUGAAGAGCACCCAAUGACGAGGGCGCGAAGGCCCUUUGCAAGGACUGUUUCUGCGGCUCGUGAGAAGCUGGUGGUGUACGCAGACUGGCGACGGGAGGUGUCUCACGCGGAAGUUCCCACUCAGAAGUCGAGCCGGAAUAUGACGACGACAGAGACUCACCAACAGAUCUCAGCAGGUCUCAGCCUGAUGCCGACUCAAGCAGCGACGAGAGCGUGCAUGGACUGGUUCAAACCGUCUGUUAUUGCUUGUGUCUUCCGUGUUCUCAAAACCCACCGCGGAAAAGUUAACCCAAGUUCAAAAGUCAGCGCGAGGGGAGGCAGGCGUGGAUCAGGUGGCUUGCUGGAAUGGUCCUGCAAUCGUGGCGGUAUCAUGAACUUAAGUCCGAAGGCGCACUGA
Messenger RNA from Coniophora puteana RWD-64-598 SS2, 1011 nucleotides. RefSeq lists its product as uncharacterized. The record is from RefSeq and is a predicted model, not a curated record. Bases 1 to 1011 code for a protein of 336 amino acids. The transcript is spliced from 9 exons. NCBI's taxonomy places the organism in Eukaryota, Fungi, Basidiomycota, Agaricomycetes, Boletales, Coniophoraceae.